UGGCAACAAGAACAACGAAUUCGCAGCAGCAUCAAACAGCCGCACUCCUUCCACACACCCGCACACCUCAGCUUCGCACUUGUGGUGCCUGUUACUUCUUCUUCGCGUGCGUGUGCGUGUGCGUGUGUGCGUGUGCGUGCGUGUGUGCGUGUGUGCAUGUGUGGUCGCCAGCACGGAUCUUGAGGACACACAGAGAAGGCGAGAGCAAAAGGAAAGCAAAGCCAGGGACAGCGAAGCGUUCGUUGUCACCUUGCAUCCUCUUCCAUUGUCAGCUGGCUGGCAUCGUUUGGCGCGGGUUGGCUGCUUGACAUGUCGCACCCGACGGAGCUGCCUCCGCUGCGGCCGCCUACUGGCGAAGCACUGAGGAGCAGGAGCCAUGUGGUGCCAGAUGAGCUGGUCAUGUCCAGACGUCGGCGACAGCCGCCAAGAAAGCCGUCCCAGCAGCAACCACAGCAGACGGGAUCACCACAACGACCGUUUCCACCAUCGCGGCAACAGCAGCAGCAGCAGCAGCAGCAACAGCAGCCGCAGGACCAGCGCCUUGCUUGGGCCAAGCAAUCACAGCAACAACAACUCCUACAGCAGCGACAGCGACAGCUGUCGAGAAUACGCGGGAGCGGAGCUGAUGCUGAAGCGAGCGUCAGCAGCAACAACGGCGCCGACGAUGACGGCGCCAACUUGUCGCAGAGCGGCGACGCAGACAGCGACGCCGGCGACGCUGCCAGCAUUGUCAGCGCGGGCGACGACGCAGCAGCAUUUGAUGCCGCACGAGGCUCCUCCUUUCAGUACCGCUCAAGCACAGCACCGUUUGCGCGCGAGUUCAUGGGCAGCACAGACUUGCUUCGAGAUGUGCUGCUGCAAGACGGCGGGCGGCAUGAGCAGAAGUCCGAGAGCGUGGAUGACGAGCUGACGUCCGUACACACGGAGGCAAAGCUCCUGGAUGCCUGCCUUCGUGAGAUUGUCAAGCAGAUUGUGACCAAGGAUUCGUCCAAUGCACACUACCUGACACGCGUGCAGCAGCGUUACAGCGCAAUCUUCAAACGUCUCCCGCUCGCCACUGAAAUGCUGAAGCAAGAGAUUGAGACGCUCAGCAAAAUCAACGAUCACAUCAGUGCCACCCUACAAACGUUUCAACAGAAGGUCAACGCUGCUGUUGCCGGAUUGGCUGUAUCUCGUGAUGUCGUCAAAGACAUUGCCAGCAAACACUUCCAGGCAACGCAGGUCGAUCAUCCUGAGGACUACAUCCAAACGCCGCAAGACGUUGCACACGAACUCAAAGAUCUGUAUGAGCUGCAGCGGGUGCGGCUAGCGAGCAAAGCGGACAAGCUUGCAGAGGAACGGGAUGCCUGGUGCAAGGCUGCAUUUGACAUGGCGUCCACGAUGGCGGACAGCAAAGACCUGACGCUGCUGCAGAAACUCAGGUUGCACCAGUCGACGUGGAAUUCGCUCGGGCUCAAGUUUACGCUGCGCCUCAAAGACGAUAGCACAAGGGCUGUGCGCAAUCUCAAGCAGGCGGAAACCAUGUGGAAACGCGAGAUGUCGAUGCUGUAUCGAAAGUUGCAGCAAGAUGACACUUCGCUCCUCGCCGUCGUCAAGGAAUUGGAGGAAGGCCUUGAUGCAAUCACACACGGCCUUGAGGCAACGGCGCUGGAUCGCAUGCCCAAGAGCAAAGUUAUUGCGCGCGCCAUUUCCACGCUCGAGCAUUGGGAACGGGCGCUGUCUGAUGUUCUGGACAGUUUCAUCGGGAUUCGGCUCUCAGAUUUGCAGCAACGUGACAAGCAAGUAGACAGUGCCAUGGACACGUGUAUACGCGUUGUUCAAAUCCUCAACAAGUGCUUCCCACCGCUUGAAACGAAACACGGGCACAAGCUCAAGACCAUCAACGAAGACGUCGCCGCACUCGUUGUCUCAGUUGAGGAGAGGAUUGGCGUCAACAGCGCGUUUGUGAAUGCAUUGGCGUUUCUUCGCAACGAAGCAGAGCGCAUGCUGGUGAUGCUGCGUUCGGACAAGUCGAGUGACGACGAGAAACUGAAGAAGUUGACGGCGGUCAUCAGUAUCUGGCGUUUGAAAGUGGAUGCGGCGCGGGAGCACGUGUCGCGCCCUUACGUAAUCAAACCGAUUCUUUCGCAAGCGAGCGAUUGGGUGCUGGCCAUAUCCAUGGACACCAUGGCACAGUGCAACCGCUUAGUCGACGAGGUGUCUGAUGUGCACCGUGCGAUGGCCCGCUGGUUCAUUGCCGCCCAGAAACUCAUCUGCGGCUUAAAAGAGAUGACAAUCAACACGCUGGCGGAACAAGCGGAUGAUGUCAUUGCACACGUCAAGCAUGUGUCGAAAUCGGUGAUGGCCGCCUGUGGUCCGCUUGCAUCUGAACACAAAGACAACUACAAGCUGCUGGAUGGCAUUGGAUACGAGAGCAAGCAGUGGGGCGUGCAGGUGAUGGUGAUUCUUUCGCGGUUGCGCCUUGACACGACUGAAGGCAUUGAUGUGGAUGCUGUCUUCCGCCGAAACAUGACAGUCAAGGAGGCACAGGAUGCCUGGGACGCGCUGGAAGGACACGCAAUUGUCUCUGUCGACGACAACGGCACGCUGGUGAUUCGUGACCUGCCCGACUACGAGCAGAUCAAGCGGCAGUGACGUGACGCUGCAGUGAUGAUGGAUGGCGGGGACGGUGGAUGGUGAUGAAUGUUCAUGGUGA
Molecule: messenger RNA, 2695 nt
Organism: Salpingoeca rosetta
Lineage: Eukaryota; Choanoflagellata; Craspedida; Salpingoecidae
Exons: 20
Coding region: 310-2634 (774 amino acids)
Source: RefSeq, a predicted model, not a curated record